AACCUUACUUAGCGGAGACUCGAAUUAUAUUUAUAUAACAUGUGAAAAAUCUCUGCCAUGGGAUGCACCCUGACGAGCAUGCGUGAUAUUUAGGUUAUCAUUUAUGGGUGCGUUCGGAUUAAUCGGAUUCUCAUUCAAGUGUCACUCAAGUGUUUUUUCCUUGUGUUUACUGAAUGUUAAACAAGGAUAAAAUAAUACUUUAAGAAGCACUCGGAUGGGAAUCCGAACACACCCUGGGAGUGUAGCGAACUUGACGAACUGUCAUCAACCGUUAAAGUUGUUGUGAAUGAUGUUUAAAAAUUGAAUUAGUUGUUUACAUGUGUAUGCACUUUAUAAGUAUACUAAUAAAAUUUCAUCAUUUAUUUCCUUUAUUGUGCCUACCGGUGAUUUAUUAUAUAUUAAUUAUUGUAAUAUAUGUAUUGUUUACUAAUUCAACGAUGGAGAAGGAAAGAUUUACAAUGCUUCUUUUGGAACCAGGGGAAAUAUUUUUUGAAGAUUACAGUGUUCAGAUGAGAAGACUAGAUGCUCCAUUUUCUGAGGAUAAAAAGUGGAUGGAUGGGAGAUUGAAAUUAUGCUCCAAAUCUUUAGUGUUUGUAAAUAAGGAUAUUAACCAGCCAUUAAUUAAGAUUCAACUUAAAGAAACUACAUUGAUCGAGCAAUGUACAUUGAACAAUGAUAUAGUAAGCAAUAUGCUCUCAAUAGAAUGUAAGCAACAUGUGGAAAUGCUGGAGAAGAAUAUACUAGCACCAUACAGAUUUAUACAUCAAAAUACUGUGUUUCACUUCUGUUUCAAUUAUGCAAAAAUCGAAGAUUGCCUUUCGCAGAUCCUACAGUUGCAGAGAGCAGCGAGUUUAGUAACUGUAGAACAAAAUGCUAUGAUUAUGGCUAUUGUACACUCCAGACAGUCACGUGUAUCUUUUGAUACAUCAUGGCUUGAAGAUCUGUACGAACAAGUGGUCUCGGAGACACAAGCAAAUAAAGUAUUACCGCUCGUAAUAAAUCCAGGCAGAGUAUUGUUGACCAAUUCGAGACUCUACUUUCAACCUUAUAAUAAUAUGGAUCAGCAUCCUGUCCUUAAGAUCCAACUGAAAGAUAUACGGAAUGUUAUAAAAAGAAGAUUUUUGUUACGACAAGUGGGUCUGGAAAUUAAGUGGACGAGACAAAUUGAUAGUAAGAUCGAACAUUUAUUUUUAUCGUUUCAAAAUCAAGACGGCAGAGACAAGCUAUAUGAAAAUUUACUUAAACAAUCGACAGUUUCCCUUGAGAUUGUACCACAAAAUCAAAUGACAAUAAGAUGGCAAAAUGGAUAUUUAUCGAAUUAUGAUUAUAUUUUAUAUGUAAAUAGUUUGGCAGAUAGAACAUUCCAUGAUUUGACACAAUAUCCAGUGUUGCCUUGGAUUAUACAAGACUAUACUUCUGUGACAUUAAAUUUAAAUGAUAUUAAUGUUUAUAGAGAUCUUUCUAAACCUAUCGGCGCAUUAAAUCUUACUCGUCUAGAGAGGCUAAAAGAACGAUAUUCGGAAAUGUCUGAUCCGAAGUUUUUAUAUGGUUCUCAUUAUAGUGCACCAGGUUUUGUACUAUUUUACUUAGUACGGAAAUACCCUCAGUAUAUGCUCUGUCUUCAAAAUGGAAGAUUUGAUCAUCCAGAUAGAAUGUUCAACAGUAUAGCCGACGUGUGGAAAAAUGUUUUGGUGAACAUGUCUGACUUUAAAGAACUAAUACCGGAGUUUUAUGAUGUGAGCAAUGGCGGUGACUUUCUAGUGAAUAAUUAUGGUAUCGACUUUGGUUAUCGACACGAUGGUACGAAAAUAGGCGAUGUACAACUACCUCCUUGGGCAAAAGGACCAGCCGAUUUUGUACAACAAUUGAGAAAUGCUUUAGAAAGUGAUUACGUUUCUCAAAAUCUUCAUCAUUGGAUCGACUUAAUUUUUGGAUAUAAACAAAGAGGAGUUGAAGCUGACAAGGCUGACAAUGUAUUCUUCCAUUUGUGUUAUGAAGGAGCAGUAGAUUUAGAUACUAUACGAGAUAUAAAUGACAGACAUGGUCUCGAAGUGCAAAUAAUGGAGUUUGGUCAGAUACCAAAACAAGUCUUUACUCUACCUCAUCCCAAACGUUUGACAUCAGCUCCAAAUUUAUUAUACAGCGAAACAUUAUUGACUUCGCCAGAAUCAAUAACUUCAGGCAGUGCAUGUGUAAAAGAAAAAUCAAUUACUUUUACUGAAUUAGUAACGUUUCAAGCACAUAAAGAUUGCGUCACCAGUAUUAUACGAAAAAACACAACAAGUAACGAAAUUAUAUCAGUAGGUCAAGAUGGAAUGCUAAAAUUGUAUAACAUAAGCGAAAAGAAACUGACACGUAGUGUUACCUUGUCUCCGUUGUCACUAUCAUCUUGUAUCUCAUAUUAUACGUUAUCGCAACGUAACAUUCUUGUAGCAGGAUCGUGGGACAAUACCUUGAUAUUCUAUGAUAUCGAAUUUGGCAGAGUAAUUGAUGUGCUGCAAGGACAUGAAGACGCUGUAUCGUGUUUAGCAUGGAGUUCCACUCAUCAAGUGAUUAUAUCUGGCUCCUGGGAUUGCACUGCAAAAGUUUGGCAUGGAUACACUUCUGGAUCAAAAAUUAAACCUGCGGAAUGUUUUAUCGCGCAACUAGAUCAUGACUCCAAAGUAACUUGUAUUAAUAUAUCGAGAGACGACACCAUGUUGGUAUCUGGUACAGAAGAUGGCGAAUUGUGUUUAUGGAGUAUGAAUAAUUACAAUUUACAAUCUACUAUUAAAGGUCACACAUGCAAAGUAAAUGCAGUAACGUUCGAUAAACAAUGCAGCAGCGUGAUAUCAUGUGCAGAAGACAAAAUAUUGAAUAUAAUUGAUGUUCGAACAAGUACACAGAUAUAUUCCGUCAGUUUAGAAAGUGAACCAUUGACGUUAACGUGGAUGGGCACGUUCUUGCUGAUAGGUGAUAACGACGGGAAUCUUAAUGUAUGGAAUCAUCAGGGGGCUGUAUUCAUCCCGCAAAAACAUUGUCAUGAUGGACCGCUUUGCGCCUUAGCUGUAGUCACUGAUAGUAAUUUGAUGAUAACUGGCGGAAAAGAUAGAAGAGUCAUCGUAUGGGAAUGUCAUAAUCACUGACACAGUAUUACAAAUAAUAAUUAUCAAUAUAUAAGAAGAAUUUUAUGUAAACAGAAUAUAGAGAGAAUAGAACAUAAUAUUUUUAUUACUUAUUAUACAUGAGAUACUAGAACUGUAUAUAACAUAAAAUAACAUAUUUAUAAUGAACUGAAAAAAAAUGUUAAAAAAUUUAAAAACAUGGUGCUUGUAAAAAUAUCUAUAAUAUAGUAUUUUAGGAUCGUAAAAUUCUUUGAUUCUUAUUCUAAGUUACCUCGUAUUAGAUUCUUAAUAUAUAUUAUAAACACCUUUGAAUUGUUAAAAUAUGUGUACAGUUAAAAGGAACAGAAAAAAUUCCUUUUUGUAAAUUUGAUAACUUUAUAACUUCUGAAGUUUUUUUUUUCUUUUCGCAUAAAGAUAUAUUUGCGUUUCUUAUAUAAAUAUAUACUUCUUUUAUAUUGAAUGUAAAAAAAUAUAACUAAAUGUAUCAGAUCUGUAAUAUUCUUUUGAAGGAAUAUAAAUUUUUACACUAAUUGUAAGGUUAAAAUUUUUAUGUAAUUUAUAUAAUAUAUUGUAUACAUAUAGUGAUAUGUAAUGUUACAUUCCACUUUCCUGUUGCAAAAUAUUCCUUACCUAUGCAUUAGUCUUCCCAUCUUCACAAAAAAAUUAAUAACUUCGUAUUAUGAUAAGCUAUUGUAAUAUCAUUGUAUUUAAUACAGAAUCAUCAAAUCGUAAAUAUAUGCAAAAUAGGUGUUACUUUAAAUUAGGACCGCUAUACACAGUAUAAAAAUUUGUGUA
This is a messenger RNA of Wasmannia auropunctata (little fire ant), 3899 nucleotides long. Its product is annotated as protein FAN. Bases 318 to 3125 code for a protein of 935 amino acids. The transcript is spliced from 16 exons. The record is from RefSeq and is a predicted model, not a curated record. NCBI's taxonomy places the organism in Eukaryota, Metazoa, Arthropoda, Insecta, Hymenoptera, Formicidae. Gene Ontology annotation, molecular function: protein binding.